AUGGCGGUGACACUGUUGAGGACAUCCUUUACACAGGAGAGGGGAAACUAUGGCCCCCUCAAGUGCCUGAAUGCUUGCACUUAUUGCAAAACCAAGCAUGCAAGAGGAGACCUGGCCAGUUACUCAGUUGCAGAGCUAGUAGACAGAGCCGUACAGUCAUUUCAAGAAGGUGUCUGUGAAAUAUGGCUGACUAGUGAAGACACAGGGGCUUAUGGAAGAGACAUUGGGACAGACCUUCCAACACUGCUUUGGAAACUGGUGGAAGUUAUUCCUGAGGGAGCAAUGCUGAGGCUUGGUAUGACCAAUCCUCCAUAUAUUUUAGAACAUCUGGAGGAAAUGGCAAAAAUUCUUCUUCAUCCAAGGGUUUAUUCCUUCCUUCAUGUGCCAGUUCAGACUGGAUCAGAUAGCGUUCUUAUGGACAUGAAGAGAGAGUACUGCAUAGCGGACUUUAAAUUGGUAGUAGACUUCUUGAAGAAGCAGGUGCCAGGGAUUACAAUUGCCACCGACAUUAUCUGUGGUUUUCCAGGUGAGACAGAAGCUGACUUUCAAGAAACUCUGAAACUAAUUCAGGAGUAUAAAUUUCCAAGUCUGUUCAUCAAUCAGUUCUAUCCACGUCCGGGCACUCCAGCUGCAAAAAUGGAACAAGUCCCAGCCCAAGUGAAAAAACAGAGAACAAGGAUGCUGUCCCAGCUAUUUCAGUCCUAUACUCCAUAUGACCAUAAGAUAGGUGAGAGGCAGCAUGUUCUGAUAACAGAAGAAUCAUUUGAUGGCCAAUACUAUGUCGCUCACAACAAAUUUUAUGAGCAAGUUCUGGUGCCUAAGCAACCCGAACUUCUGGGGAAAAUGAUCGAGGUAGAUAUUUAUGAAGCAGGAAAACAUUUUAUGAAGGGAAAACCAGCACAAAAUGGAACGAUCUACACUCCUUCAAUCGUGAAACCAUUAAUAAAGGGUGCAGUAUCAGGGAUGAUGGAGAUGACGAGACUUCCAGACAAGUGUGCUGACUACAUUGAAACAUGA
Messenger RNA from Rhincodon typus (whale shark), 1017 nucleotides. RefSeq names its product threonylcarbamoyladenosine tRNA methylthiotransferase-like. The record is from RefSeq and is a predicted model, not a curated record. Gene Ontology annotation, molecular function: tRNA (N(6)-L-threonylcarbamoyladenosine(37)-C(2))-methylthiotransferase activity; iron-sulfur cluster binding. Gene Ontology annotation, biological process: tRNA methylthiolation. Gene Ontology annotation, cellular component: endoplasmic reticulum. Lineage: Eukaryota; Metazoa; Chordata; Chondrichthyes; Orectolobiformes; Rhincodontidae. The coding region runs from base 1 to 1017 and encodes 338 amino acids. The transcript is spliced from 9 exons.